UGAUGCGCUGUGUGGGCGGGACUUCCUGGUGUUCUACUCCGUGAUUGGCGGCUCCAGCCUCUGACCCCAGUGCGCAGACUCGUGCUUCUCUCCGGUACAAUGGCGGCAGUUGGAGCGCCGUCCUCCGUGUUUUCUCGGGUUUCUGUCCACGGAGCAGCAGCGGGAGAGUUAAUAAAGCUGUAAGACAGAAACAGCAGCAGUUGGUGAACCCUGGAAAGAAGAGAAACGGUUUGAGGCUCAGCUGGAACUGCUCAGUAACUGUUAAAGGAAAGUUUGGAGAGAGAAAAGCUAGCAGAGAUGUGGAGACAGCAGGUCAAACAGCGACUGGAUGCAGCAGAGGAGCAGAGACACGAAAUACUGGAUGCUGCUUUCAGCCCCGAACAUCGGCUGCACACAUCAGAGCUGCCUGCAGAUGUUCAGCAGGUUCUGCUGGUUAAAAAAGAACCAAGUCCUGAUCUGGACCAGAACCACCCAGAACCCGUCCACAUGAAGGAGGAAGAAGAGGAACCCUGGAGCAGCCAGCAGGGGGAGCCGCUCAGCGUGAAGGAGGAGGCUGAUGCCUCCAGGUCUCCAGUCAUUGCUGUUCUCAUAAAGAGCGAAGAUGAUGAAGAGGAACCUCUGAUCUCUCAUCUUCAUCAAACAGAAGAUGAAGAACUGCCAAGCAGCAGCUCAGCUCAGCAGAUGAAGGCAACAACUGAAGGAGAGGAAGAUGCAGAAGAUGUGAACACUCCCAGAGACGCCGCCGACUCUUCAGAGUCUGAGGUCACUGAUGAUGGAGAGGAUGAUGGUGUGGAGCAGCCUGACUCAGGGUCUGAAACUGAAGACAGUGAUGAUGAGUGGAAGGACAGCAGGACUCCUGAUUCAGGGGUCAACAGAUCCCUGAGCUGCUCUGAAUGUGGCCAGCAGUUUAACAACAAGCGCUCUCUUCAGAGUCACAUGGCCGAUCAUUCAGCACCAACGUCUUCAAGCUCAGCCAGUGAGGUCCAGGCAGGUCUGAAGCUGUAUGGUUGUCCUGACUGCGGUAAAUGCUUCAGCAAGAAGGAUUAUCUCAACAAACACAUGAAAUGCCACACAGGAGAGAAACCCUACGGGUGUGAUGUUUGUGAACAAAGAUUCAGAGUUAAGUCUAAAUUAAAUCGACACAUGAAAAUUCACACAGGAGAAAAACCAUUUAGUUGUGAGGUUUGUGAACAAAAAUUUAGAGUUAAAUCAAGUUUAAACAGACACAUCAGAGUCCACACAGGAGACAAACCGUUUAGCUGUGACUUUUGUGGGCGAAAAUUUCGUAAUAAGUCAACUUUAAACAAUCACAUCAGAAUUCAUGCUGGAGAAAAAGCAUUUAUUUGUGAUGUUUGUGAACAGAAGUUCAGGUUAAAAUCAACUUUAAAAAGUCACAUGAAAGUUCACACAGGAGACAAACCAUUUAUUUGUGAUGUUUGUGGGCAAAGAUUUAUCGGAAAGUCUGCUUUAAACCGCCACAUGGCAAUCCACACAGGAGAUAAACCAUUUGGUUGUGAUGUCUGUGGGAAAAGAUUCAGUGAAAAUUCUCAUUUAAACUGCCACAUGAGAAUCCACACAGGAGACAAACCGUUUAGUUGUGAUGUUUGUGAGCAAAGAUUUCGAUUCAAGUCAAAUCUAAACAGACACGUGAAAAGUCACACAGGAGAAAGACCUUAUGGAUGUGACGUUUGUGGACGAAGAUUUUUUCAGAAGUCUGCUUUAAAUGGUCACAUGACAAUCCACAGACGAGAUAAACCAUUUGGUUGUGAUGUAUGUGGUCGAAGAUUUACUGCAAAACCCACCUUAAAAAAUCACAUGAGGAUCCACACUGGAGGAGAAACUGCUUAGGGAACAAGAAAUGCUUGUUCUGCCCUUCAAGAACGGGCUCUCUCUGGGUACUCCCACGGUCUAAAAACAUGGCUACCCGUCUCUCUAAACUGCCUUUGUGUCCGCACACUUUAUGUUCUUUGUAUAGACAAUAAUGGACAGAUAUGGAAAAAGCCACGCAGUAGACGAACAGGAUUUAUCGAGUCUCAUGGCAGUUCAGGCUGUAAAAAAUCACAUGUAGAUCCACAAAGGAAGAAUUAUCAAUAUUAAGACAAUGCAGGAAUGUUCACCCUUUAUUAAACCAACAGAAGUAUUUUGUGAUGCAGGUUAUUGAUUGAGUUGAACUAAAGUUGAUUGAUCUCAUUGAUAGACUAUCAGUUCAUUGAUGAGUGAUGAUUUUCUUAAAAUCCUGAGUUUUGCCUUGAAGAGGCUGAGCUGUCUUUCCUUCCAUCAAGGGCUACAUUUUCAUAAAAUACUGAAUUAAAAAAGGAACGGCAUAUAUAUUUUAACAUUUUUUGUGUGAAACACUGACUGAAUAAACAGAAAUUUUUAUGUCUCACAUUAUUAAAUUUAGACAAUUUAGACUCAUAAAAUAUUACAGACUUGAACCUGUUUUAUUUCUGAUCAAGGGAGGAAAUCCAUUUGAUUAUUGGGGGCAAAUUGUUUAAGAGCAGCAAAGUUACAGCGAAACGUAACGUGAAAUAUGGUUUAAAACGUUUUAAUGUGUCCAAGCUGUAAGUGCUGCUGAUGCUUAACAUGUUUUUCUCAGUAAACUAAAAUGAAAAUGUCUAGUUUGGUUCAGAGUCACUGAUAAAAUCUCUGCUACACCUUUAUGAAAAUGUAAAGCUCUAAAUAAAAACCAGUUUUAAUGAGUGUCUCCACUUAAUACAAUUCCUCAGAAAUAUUCAUUUAUUGCAUAUAUCUGUUGUUUAGUGGUAAAAUAUACAAGUUAAAUAUAUGAAUAUGUUGUUCAAUUAUUUCCUUCAUUCAUUCAAUGCUAGCAUCACCCAGUUCUACAUCAUCUAGUUCUACAUUCCUUCACUGAGACUUUAAUCUGCUGCUAGUUUAUAAAUUACUGAAAGAUUAAAGAUCUGCUGCUGGAUCAACCUGCUGGUUCUGGUUCUGGUUCUGGUUCUGUUCUGCAUCAGAACCAAACAUCCUUUUUUUCACUAAAGUUCAUCUGAAUAAUUCAAAGAGGAAACGAAGUCGGCUGGAUUAUUCAGAUGAACUUUAGUGAAAAAAGGAUGAACGAAUCGUACAGAGUUUAGUUAUUCAGCUAACAUAACUCUUUUCUCGGAAACCAACCGUCCUCAGUUCACUUCUUCCUCUAACCUCAAGUUCUUCUUCUACUAGUUCUAAAGCAUCAUGGGAUAUAGAGUCCAUUCUGUUAAAGGUCCACAAUAGUCAGUUUUGAACCAGAUGCUAACUAUCAAAUGCUAACUAAAUUUAUGAAACAACUGCAACUAAAAUAGUUACUUAUAUUAAAUUAUAAUAUUCCAAAUAAUAAGUCCUAAGCAAAUCCUGCUUAAACCCAAAACAAAUUCUCAACAUCCUGAUUAGCAUCAGUUAGCAUGGUCACGCUAACAGAGGCUGAACAUCCAUUUGACUGUUUCCUUUCCCCGCUCUGCCUACAUGAAGCCUUUGUGUAAUCUGCAGAAGAGCGUAGGUCACCUGGUCAGGUUAGAGAGGGACUGGGUCAGAGUCCAGGUGAGGAUCAGCAGAUUUACUUCCACAGGUGGAGCGUCGCAGCUUUUAUGCUCCACCUGAUGUGACCAAGUGUAGCAAAUGAGCCGAACGCAUCGACUGAAAACGUCCUCAGAAGGAGCAUUCAUGUUGGUUUGAAUAAAAUAAAAGAAGGAACUUAUGAAAUGUGUAAUUAAAGUAACUGAUUCAAACAGCUUUCUUCAAAAAAACAUCUUCCCUAAAAUGAGAAUUACAAAAUAAAACCUUUACACCAGAAAAGACAGCAGUGGGCAAAUCAAUCAGAUUCUACAAUAGAAAUACAGAAAAGCAUCACUAAGCAUUUUAUACACAGGUUAAAACUUGACAUGCAGCUUUAAAUGAAACUGUGGUGGAUGCUCCGCCCACCACCACAUCGUGUUAGUAUUUUUUCCAUAUAUUAUAUUACAGUUUAUACGUUUAAGUUGGUUAUUUCAUUUAGACAUAUAUUUUCUAAUGGGUGCACACUGAUUUAAUGUCUGUCUGAAUGGUUUAUUUAUACUUGUUCUUUGUUUGAGGUGCUGCUGAGACAAACCAGCUGGAGGAGGAAACCUGGAGCAAACCAUUUGUUUGAAAGACUGAAGGGGGAAGACUUGUUUCAAGUUGUUUUUAAUUAGUUAAUUUUGUCACUUAAAUAUUCACUUAUUGUUUCUGCUAAGUAAGAGUUAGUUUUGCUUCAUUUAUUUCAUAGAAUGCUUUAGUUAAUUUUGUAUUUAUUUGUUCUUUUGUUAUGUCGUGCCUCCCUCUUGUGGUAGAUUUAGGUUACUCCACCCCUAUUUAAGCCUUUUGUUCUUUGUUGGCAGGUCAGUUUUCUUUGUGUUCAGUUAGAAUUCAGUUGACCUCAGUUAAAUUGGGCCCAAAAUUGUUAUUUAUUCUUUGACUUAUUUUUGCAUUAAAUCUUUAUGUUUUGUUUGCUAUUUUGGAAUAAUUAAAUUGAAUUUUUGCUACUUUGAACAUUUUUUUGUCCUCGUUUUAGUCUGGUCCCUCACAGAAACAUUUCUGUAAGCUUCUUAUUUAACCACCUCAAAGCUGUUAGAAGACUCGCAGCUGGGAUGAUGGUGGGAGUUUGUUGGUUCGAUUCCCGGUGCACAGCAGCCUGGUCUCCACAGUCAGGAAGCUUGGCGUGUGAAGGGGUGAAGGGGUGAAGGGGUGAAUGUCCUCUGGGUCGGUCACUUCCAGAGCAGUCUGGACUUUCUCCUCUGGACUCAGACCUGGGAGGUAGAAGCUAAGCAGUUGUAACAAAACCACUGUGUUUGUUUUCCUUUGACUAAAUAAAGUAAAUAUAUCAGAGUUUUUUUUAGAACAGUUUCCGUUACUUGGCUGUUGAAUGAUUCUAAGUUUCCACUGUUUAAAACCAGCAUCAUGCUGGGCUGACAUUAGCAUAAAAAGCGGCACAACCGGCGAGGGAGACGCGCACGGCGGGAGAUUUGCCUUUAUGAACGUGUGAAACAAGAAGAAGAGAAAGAAAAGACAUAAACGGCAGUCAGGGUUCGCCCUGCGCCACAGACUGGAAACUGGAUCGGCGCCGAGGGGGAAGAACGACAUCUGGAAUUUCUUCUUUCUGCAGGUUUUUGGUGCCACCAAUAUUUUUUCUCAUCAUUUUUGGGGGAUUUUGUCGUCUUGAAUUUUUCAUUUUGGAUUGAAACAGGGAAUAAUGCAGGACUUUGUUGUAUGAGGCUAUGGGACUCUAUUGUGGACAUUAUUCUGAUUAAAAUGAACUGAAGUUUUUGGAAAUUUAUUGAUUUCUGUUUUGUGCUGACAUAAACUGAGUGAUUUAAAUCUAACCUUAUAUUAUUUUUGAGGGAUAUUUGGUUACUGAUCUGUUAUUUGUCAGAAUAACUUAUUAUUUCUUAGUAUUAUGAUUUUUGAAUAAAUCAUUGUUGCUAAAAAUCAACAAAUUCCAUAUUAAGAGGUUGAAUAUUUUAUUUUUGA
This is a messenger RNA of Xiphophorus maculatus (southern platyfish), 5478 nucleotides long. RefSeq names its product gastrula zinc finger protein XlCGF57.1-like. The transcript has 2 exons. Gene Ontology annotation, biological process: regulation of transcription by RNA polymerase II; central nervous system development. Lineage: Eukaryota; Metazoa; Chordata; Actinopteri; Cyprinodontiformes; Poeciliidae. The record is from RefSeq and is a predicted model, not a curated record. Gene Ontology annotation, molecular function: DNA-binding transcription factor activity, RNA polymerase II-specific; RNA polymerase II cis-regulatory region sequence-specific DNA binding. Bases 298 to 1848 code for a protein of 516 amino acids. Gene Ontology annotation, cellular component: nucleus.